AUGAAUUUAUUAGAGCUAUUUGAAGAUACCACUACAUAUUUUAGCAGAAUAUCUUAUAUAACUUUGUUAAUUAUUUAUCCUUUGAUUCAAGUCCUCAAGUUUAAAUAUGCUGAAUAUGGUGAAGACAAUAAUAAAUAUUCAGAAAUAGAACAAGAUGUUUCAAAUUUUCAACAUAAAGAAGAUGAAAAAAUUGGAUUAAGUAAUAGUAAUGAAGAAGAUAACCUGAAACUUGAUAAUUUAGAGCAAUUAAUAUCAUAUCGCCAUCAUACUCAAUCUAAAGUAACAAUUUCAACUAUUUAG
Messenger RNA from Funneliformis mosseae, 300 nucleotides. Lineage: Eukaryota; Fungi; Glomeromycota; Glomeromycetes; Glomerales; Glomeraceae. The record is from the annotation of a GenBank genome assembly.